UUGCAUUUUGCAAGGCAGCCCUGGCGCUGAGUGGAGCCUGCUGUGCACCUCCCGCGGGCAUUGCAGCUGGGAAGGCUGGGAUCCUGCUCAGGGGAGAAACUUGGCCUUUUUGCAAGCUGUGCCUUCUCUGGCUUGGUUUCUUUUGCAACCUCCCACCUUCCUCGCCUCCCACAUGGCUGAAGACGACAAGCCCCUGGCUCCUGUGACCUGCACAGCCCCUGUCAACAUCGCGGUAAUCAAAUACUGGGGAAAACGUGAUGAAGACCUGAUCUUGCCUAUCAAUUCUUCCCUCAGCGUCACGCUGCACCAAGACCAGCUGAGAACCACCACCACGGCAGUCAUCAGCCGGGACUUCACAGAGGACCGCCUCUGGCUAAACGGCAAGGAAGCUGACGUCGGACACCCGCGUCUCCAGUCCUGCCUACGGGAGAUGCGCCGGCUGGCUAGGAAGCGCCGUGGUGGUGGCGACAGCAAUGGCGACAACAGUGGUGACCCCGGUCCCCUCAGCCUGGCCUACAAGGUCCACAUUGCCUCGGAGAACAACUUCCCCACGGCAGCUGGGUUGGCCUCUUCUGCGGCCGGCUACGCCUGCCUGGUCUACACCCUGGCCAGGCUGUACGGCGUGGAAGGGGAGCUCUCGGAAGUGGCGCGCCAGGGCUCCGGCAGUGCCUGCCGAAGUAUGUUCGGGGGCUUUGUGCAGUGGAUCAUGGGGGAGAACGCCGACGGCAAGGACAGUGUCGCCCAGCAGGUGGCGCCGGAGACACACUGGCCCCAGUUGAGGGUCUUGAUCCUGGUGGUGAGCGCCGAGAAGAAACUGGUGGGCAGCACAGCUGGGAUGCAGACCAGCGUGCAGACCAGCCUCCUGCUGAAGCACCGGGCCAAGGCUGUGGUUCCGGAGCGCAUGGCCCAGAUGAUCGAGCACAUUCAACAGCAGGACUUUGAGGCCUUUGGCAAGCUCACCAUGAAGGAGAGCAACCAGUUCCAUGCCACCUGCCUGGACACUUUCCCGCCUAUCUUCUACCUCAACGAUGUCUCCAAGCAAGUUGUAGCCUUGGUGCACCGCUUCAAUGGCCACCACGGCAAAACCAAGGUGGCCUAUACUUUUGACGCGGGCCCCAACGCGGUGCUCUUCAUGCUGGAAGACACGGUGGAUGAGUUUGUGGAAGUGGUGAAGCGCAGCUUUCCGCCAGAGAAGAACAGCGACCAGUUCCUGACAGGUUUGCCGGUGGAGGCGGCGGCACCAUCAGAAGAGCUGCUCUCCGCGGUGCUGACGGAUCCCGUGCCAGGAGCGAUCCAGUACCUGCUCCUCACCAAGCCUGGGCCAGGGCCUGUGCUAGUGGAAGACGCCAGCUGCCAUCUCCUGGGAGCGGACGGGUUGCCCCGAAGCAACCGCUGAGCGGAGAGCGUCCCGUCUCUGGGGCUGCCCCUGACAUCCCGCAGCUGCGUCCGGGGGCAGCUUGGAACAUCCGAGCAGGAAGCAAUGCCCCCAAAUGGGGGACUCUUGUGAAUAGGAGGAUCAGGGAGCAGCUGUGCCGGUGGAUUAUGGAAACACUGGAUAUCUGGCAGUUUUAUGCAAAGGCUGUUUUUUCUCUUCCCUUUCUUUCUCGGGUGGUGGGCGCGUCUGUCUGAUGGUCAGGGACUCCUAUGGGGCGAAACCUUCACAGGAAGCCGACACAAGCGUCCUCACCCACUGUGCCUUUUCCUCUGACCUCCCGAGAGCUGGAAUCUCCGCCUUUUAGUCACAGGGGGUCAACCACUCGUCAAUUUUUUAUCGGACUGCGUAGUGGUUGCUAGGAUUGUUUCUGGGAUUGUUGGAAAGGGUAGUGGAUUCCAGGGUAGCAGAAUCCGUCUUGGGUGGGCCUCCAAAUUGCCACCCACUAGGCCCUCUGUGGGCACGUGGCAUCAGUGGGCGUGGCCCACUGAUACCGUUGCCACCCCUGUCAUGACCACCCCUUUGCUGUCCCCAUCAGGAGUGGCAAGACAAGAAGGAAGGCGCCACUCAUCUUGGUGUUGGGUGCAAGGCGGGUGAACAUCCCAAACGAACACAAAAAGAGCGAAUAGUUCCAGGAUGCUAUAAGCGAAUUUAUUGGAGAAAAGCCCGAUGCAUUUUGGCCUCUUGCUUUAUAUUCGGGCCUUCUCUUCGGGGCGUUGUACCAAUGUCUGCAGGAAUGUUUUACAACAGAUCGUCUUGCUUAUAAAUCCAGCCGCCCAGUGUUUACAGCAAGGCAAUCUGUUGUAAAACAUCUCUGCAGAAGUUGGUACAACUCCUUGAAGAAGAAAAGGAAAUGUUAUCAAAAGCAAAGGGUUGAAAUGCGUCGGGCUUUUCUCCAAUAAAUUUGUUCGUAGCAUUCUGAGGCUGUGCUCUCUCCUUUUGUGGUCUUCUGCCCUCUGGACCAUUCCUCUGUCCCACCCAUCCCCAGUGUUACCUCUGGUUGGAGAAGAGACACCCAGGGAGGCUCUGUGGGCCCCGUGGGCCAAAUUAGGUUGGUAGGCCGGGGGUUCUGCACACCUGCUGCAGACCUUGUUCUGAGCCAGCAAGGCGCUCCCAAUCUCAAGAACGCGCACCCACAAGAUCGCUCAGCAGGAAUGAGCCUUGCUUUAACAGUUAAGCGAUCCUAAGGACGUUCUCUUGUCUUGGGAACGUCAUGCACGGCUGUGGGGCGACGCAGCAAAAACCAGACGUAGCUCCUUCUACGCUAGCUAGUGUUGCUUCAGGCUGCCCCUGCUAACUUGCUUGAGAAAAGUUGGGGACUUCUUUUUAAAAUGCAGUUGGUGAAGUUUUAAGGGUUACCUGGUAUUCAGCAAGGCAGGAGCCUAAAUUAUGUUUCCACCCCCUUCACCCCAGUCUCUUUAAAAAAAACCUCUUAAGUUCUCUUUUCUACCCUGUUGAGCAGUUUCAUGUUCCAGUCUUUUGCAUGGGUUUCCAUUUCGGGUUUUUCCUCUUGAUGUUUCGGUGUCAUUGCUCUGGUUUCACUUUUACUGGAUGGUUUAAAAAAAAAUCAACAGAAUCUUC
Elgaria multicarinata webbii is the source of this 3013-nucleotide messenger RNA. RefSeq names its product mevalonate diphosphate decarboxylase (gene MVD). Gene Ontology annotation, cellular component: cytosol. Gene Ontology annotation, biological process: isoprenoid biosynthetic process; isopentenyl diphosphate biosynthetic process, mevalonate pathway. The transcript is spliced from 10 exons. Gene Ontology annotation, molecular function: diphosphomevalonate decarboxylase activity; ATP binding. Bases 173 to 1396 code for a protein of 407 amino acids. NCBI's taxonomy places the organism in Eukaryota, Metazoa, Chordata, Lepidosauria, Squamata, Anguidae. The record is from RefSeq and is a predicted model, not a curated record.